AUGGCUCCCCUUACUAGGUCGGCAAGAUCAGCUGCGUCGGGUGCCACCACGCUGCGAUCACAGGCUCCGGCCAAGGAACCAGAAAUCAUCAGCAUUGACGAGGAUGACGAGGGGGAUCAGCUCAUGGAGGAUGAGGAGUCUUACGAGGAUCAACCACAAUUCGAAGAUGAGGAUGAGGCCAUGGAUGAAGAAAUGGACGAUGAGCUUCACCAAGUCAACGGCGAUGCUGCGGAGAAUGGAUCCGGAGUUCGUGUGCUGGAAUCUAGCCUGAAAUCCACCAAGGGCAAUAGAAACAGGUUGCAAGCAUCCCCCAAGCUGUUCACCGAGUCGAGCACCAGUGCCCAGGAAAUGUUGCAACCCCUUCGCAAGACCGCGGAUCGUGUCACCCGCCAGAUCGAGGCCUUCGCCGAGAAGCUGGAUCAAUUCAAACGAAAGAACACCACCGAUGAAUUCCAAAACGUCCAGGCAGCUUACAAGCUUGUGGAGAGCUACCGGGACCUCACGCAGAAUGCCAUCAACGAGCUCAACCGACAGCAAACCAUCAAAAAGGCCAAGUCAGGCUUCCGGAACAGUGCCGCGAUCGAGGAUACUCCAGCCGACACCGAAGCGCGUCGCUUGCAGCUACAGGUCGACACCUGGCGCCUGCUUCUCAAUCUGAUCAGUAUCGACGACCCUGCCAGUCGCGCGAGCUUCAAAGAAGGCCAGUGUGAGGCUUUCCAGAAUCUGCACCGGUAUUCGUCGGAUCGUGAAAUCUGGGAGGAAUUCCUGAAUGCGGAUCAGUACGCGCUCGAGUGUGUGGUCUCCAUGCGAUGGCUGGAGGAAACAGCAAAGGCGGGACCCCAGGAGAUUGACAACAUGAUCAAAGAACUGGAAGAUCAAGCUGAGCGAGGCCAGGGUUUGUGGGCACAUGGUUGGCUGUUCACAAAGGAAGCCAUCAAGGGCCACAAGCGACUCCGCGCUUGGCCGCAACCUCUGGAACCGAAUGACCCUGCCAUAUCCCGCAGUCUUUUGAACAAGGAGACGCAAGCGACACUGAUUACACAGUUAGAUCCCGACGCUCUGACUCGCCAGAAGCUCAGCUUGCAGACGCAGGAUAAUUCCUACGAGCGGGCUACGUGGAUGGCUUGCUGGAAGAUGCUGCGCCGGGGCGAGAACUGGACUACCAUUCGCGAAUGGGCUCAGAGCCGUCUUGAGAGCUGGAGAGCCGUCAGUCUCUGCGGUUCCAGUGUUGAUGCGGCUACUGCCACCACACGUACUCCGGCAGAUGAUGGAUUGACCCGCUUGAAGAACAGUCGCGCCCAAGACUCGUGGCGUGCUGCUUGUCAUGCUCUGACCAAGGAUCCAAACACCUGUGACUACGAGAAAGCAGUUUACGCGCUUCUCUGCGGAGAAUCAGAACCGGCAUCCAAGAUUUGCAAGACGUGGGACGACUAUCUCUACGUGUACUUUAACCGCAUCGUCCUCUCGCGGUACCAAGGAUUCUGCCGACAGUUCCAGCGCAAAUUGAGCCAGUCCCCUGGUAUCCCUGUUGCAUUCAAGCCGGAGCCAGCUGGACAUGCGGAUCUGCAAAAGUUCAUCGAAUAUCUGCGUGGUAACGAGACGCUGGGCACCGAGACGCGCGAGCCAUUCCGUCAUAUCCAAGCUGCUAUCCUGAGUAAGAGUUAUGAUGCAUUCUUCAACCAGCUCUCCCAAGCGGUCUCCCAGGUCGGCAUCAAAAAGCUUGGAAGGUCCUCUUACAUUCCCGACUUGGCGGCCUCUCACGUGGACAAUGCAAUGGUCAUCACGGCCGAAGACCUUGAUGCCGUACAGAUGGCGACUCACAUUUAUGUGAUUGUCAAUUCGAUCGGAUACGCACAUGGAGAUAGCCAGUUCACGGAGGCAGCUUCUGUCAUCACGACCGGUUACAUUGCCUAUCUGCAAGAGAAGGGCUUGCCUGACCUGAUCCCAUCGUACGCUUCUCUUCUGCCGAUGGAGAUGGGCCACAGCGUCCUCGCCAAGAUUCUGAUUGAGAUUACGGAUCCAGAAGAUAGACGGUACCAAAUCCGAGCUACGCAGAAACAUGGCGUCGAUAUCAAUGCUGUCCUCGACGCACAGUGGUCAUGGCUCAGGGGUGGUGUCUCCUCAAUCGAGCACUCCGCCGGCCUCACUGGAUACUCCCGAGUCAGGCGACUACCGGACGGCACUCGUGUGUUGAUGCCGCCCAAGAAGGACCUCAUUGGGACGAGUAUCGCACCCGAGGAUGAGAAGAUGAUACGUAAUCUGGAGUGGCUCCGGAGCGUAGGCGGCCAGUGGUCUAAGAUUUGUACCCGCGGAACCUGGCUGUACCGCAAGUUCUUUGUCGCCGGCAAACUUGCCGCUGCUCGCGAGCUGGGUCGUCGCAUGCGCAUGGCGGACCUUUCUUACGAAACCUUCAACGUGGAUGUGUUUGAGUACCCGGAUCUGGCCCCAUCGCUGGAGGACGCACCCUUGAGUCCGAUCAAGGCCAAGCGCAGUCAUGCUCACCGACGCAGUCUGUCCAGCAGCAAUGGCGCCAUCACCACUGCUCACCGAAACGCAUAUCAACAAGCUGUUCAUAUGUGGAAUCUUGAGGUCAUGGCUCUUGGCUUUGAUGCUUUGGAGCAGUUCGCUAUCGUAUACGACCAGUCCUCGAAGACCAAACGCCGGCGGGAUUCCGGUACUGUCAGGGACUUCCUGGCAGAACUCGGGGCUCUGGUGCAGGAAAUCGAAUACUGCGUAGGACUGAUCGUGGAGGAGUGGCUUGGAGAAUCCGAGAAUGCGGACGAAGAACGAGACUACAAACACAUUCGCCGGACCUAUCUCCCCGAAAUCAUCCUCGACUACCACAAUGCCUUGUACUACGCUAGCCACUCCCUCGACAAGCCCAAUCUGCUCACCCAAUGCAUGACCGUGUCCAUUUGGGUUGCCAACAACGCCUACCUGACGACCAGCUUCACGGAGGCGCAGCGCAUGUCCGAGCUCAUGGACUGUCUAGCCUUGGCAGGCAAGGCAAUGGUUCUAGCCGACCCGAAAAACGACCAGAGCUUUCCAAAUGGGCAGACGUUGAGUAUUUGGCGGGUCGACGUCUCCGAGGACGAUGAGGCUGCGCUGCUUCAGAACAGGGAGUAG
Molecule: messenger RNA, 3126 nt
Organism: Penicillium cataractarum
Lineage: Eukaryota; Fungi; Ascomycota; Eurotiomycetes; Eurotiales; Aspergillaceae
Product: nucleoporin Nup84/Nup107 family protein
Exons: 6
Coding region: 1-3126 (1041 amino acids)
Biological process (GO): regulation of DNA-templated transcription; mRNA export from nucleus; post-transcriptional tethering of RNA polymerase II gene DNA at nuclear periphery
Cellular component (GO): nuclear pore outer ring; nuclear pore
Molecular function (GO): structural constituent of nuclear pore
Source: RefSeq, a predicted model, not a curated record